GACAGCUGAAAGGUUCACACGUGGUUUAGCCAUGUGCUCACCUCUGGGCCGGACCACGCUGACACUACCGACUCGGCUUUUGCGGGUAUGCCUCCCGGCAAACUUUGUUCGUGCCGGGCAGGGGAGACAGGGGACCGGCCUCUCGAGGUCGCCGGUGGCGGGCGGAGAGUCCCGGCCGGCCGCACGGUGUGCCGGGCAGUGCUGGAGCACUUUGACGCGGAGUACGGAGAGCUGGUUUGGACAGCGUUGGUUGAAGUUCAGGGCAGUGAUGCUUGCACCCAACAAGUGGCAGUAUGCCGCUUUGCCCAACCUGUUUGCGAUGCAGCAAAGGAGAGAGCAGUCCUGCCCUCAGCAUCACUCACAGCAGCUGGCCGAGGAGGAGGAGGCACGUCACACACAGCACAGCGCCUUUCCAUCCCACGAUUGUGACAAUGCGCCCUCCUGCAAACUCGCUGACGGCAGUUGGUCAGACUGCAAUGGGAACGUUACUACCAAAGACAUCACGGUCAGUGAUUCUCCACACCUGCACGCGAACUGUAAUGGGGACACCUGGGCGUCUGGCUCCUGCGACAGACUAGCGCAAAUGCCAGACGGUCCGAGAGAUUGCGACGACAUCCACACAACCUCCAGUGAUCGGAGCGAGACGAAUGAAAUCGAACGGUGUGCAGAUAGGAUCGCGAGGCGGUGCCCGCCGCGCGACCACGCUUUCAAAGAGGCGGUGUAUCUGUCAGCCACGGGCAUCCUGCGCAGGGAGACUCGAGAAGGCUUGGCGGAGCACUUCCGCGACACCUUCCCCGCCGGUUCGCAUGGACCUGAGUGGCCGCUCAGAUCUCUCGACGACGGCCGGUCCGCUGGCGUCGCCGGAUUGUGGUGCUUCUUGGCGCAGGCCGGCAGGCCCUUCCCGAAGCUCCGGCACGAGCCGGGCCGCCUCAAGGCGUUCUACGUCCUCAACGCCGCCUCGCUGUUACCCGUGCUGGCGCUGGAUGUGCGGAGCGGGGAGCGGGUGCUCGACAUGUGUGCUGCUCCCGGGGGCAAAACCCUCGGCAUCCUGCAGUGCGCGCAGCCAAGUGAGGUGCCGGGCUUGCUGUGCGCCAACGAGCCGGACGAGUUGCGGCGGCGGCGUCUGCUGCUGGCGCUGGAGUCGUUCGUGCCGCGCUCAGCGCUGCGCUCGCUCGUCGCCGUGUCGGCGCGGGACGGCUGCGAGCUGGGCGCCCUGCAGCCCGCGUCCUACGACAAGGUCCUUGUGGACGCCCCCUGCUCGAACGACCGUAGCUGGCUCUACGGCGGCAGCGAGGCGCUUGCCGAGCUGCGUGUCCGCGAGCGCGCGCACCUGCCCGGCCUCCAGACGCAGCUGCUGCGGUCGGCGCUGCGGGCCGUGAAGCCAGGUGGGAUCGUCGUGUACGCCACCUGCACACUGAACGCACGCGAGAACGCCGGGGUGGUGCGCGCCGUGCUCGAGGGCAACGCCGGCGUCGACGCAGAGGUCGUCGACUUGGCAGACAUGGCACGGGGUCUGCAGGGUGUAUUUUCAUUGGACGGUGUUCCGGGCGGCAGUGGUGGAGGAGCAGGAGAGCAGCCAGGCCUGCUCGUGGUGCCGGAGGAAGGCCGCGCGUGGGGACCCCUGUACCUGUGCAAGCUGCGCCGGCAAAGCUGAUGCUGUCGACUUCGCGUUCUCAGCUUACGACGACGUAAACGCACGGUGCCGCACCACCCAAGCAACGGCGAUUCGCAUUCGCUCAGACACUCAUUCGCUUCACCUUUGACGUUAGAUUUCCUUCGGGGCAAUGGGGAAAUUUAACACGUAGGCUUUCGCGACCAAUAUUAUUCAUAAUCAACGUUUUUGGGUUUAGAUCGCGUUAUUUAUAAAUGUGUCGUAACCCUCCACAACCUGACACGGCCAAUCAGUAAAAAAGUGUCACGUUGACAAAAGACAAAUCGUUCACUGCUUUAGCCCACCGGUGUG
This is a messenger RNA of Lethenteron reissneri (Far Eastern brook lamprey), 1963 nucleotides long. It is a transcript of the gene NSUN3, whose product is annotated as NOP2/Sun RNA methyltransferase 3. The record is from RefSeq and is a predicted model, not a curated record. NCBI's taxonomy places the organism in Eukaryota, Metazoa, Chordata, Hyperoartia, Petromyzontiformes, Petromyzontidae. Gene Ontology annotation, molecular function: RNA methyltransferase activity. Gene Ontology annotation, biological process: rRNA methylation. Gene Ontology annotation, cellular component: mitochondrial large ribosomal subunit.